Molecule: messenger RNA, 519 nt
Organism: Kluyveromyces lactis
Lineage: Eukaryota; Fungi; Ascomycota; Saccharomycetes; Saccharomycetales; Saccharomycetaceae
Exons: 1
Coding region: 1-519 (172 amino acids)
Source: RefSeq, a predicted model, not a curated record
AUGUUCAAAAAGAUUAGAGAUAAGAUUCAUCCAACAUACAAUCCUGAGGGCAUCACGUGGACCAGACGCAAGUCUGGUCCACAAGUGGUAGCCGAAGUACCAGUUGUUGUCGACAAGAAAACUGGACAGAACGGCAAGGCCAAGAGCAAGAGCAAGGAUAAAGCUGCCGGUGCACUACCUUGUCAUGACAGAUACACAGAAGAGCUCGAUGUCGAGCUCGUUGUGAAACAGCUCAGUUUGGAAGACGAACUGAAAUUGGUACAUGAUGUAGCGAUGGAAUCCAUCGUUGCGUCUGACAUUUCAUCACCGUCGUCUUCAUCGACAACAACGGCUUCCUCUGACAAAAAUGCUAAACACGUGACAUCCAAAGCUUCGUCUACCGUUCCGCCCCACAAACAAAUUACCGGCAAUAACGCCGCCCCAUCACGUCGGGUAACAAGUAUGUAUACAAUUUUCAAUUUGGAACUUUUUUUCCGACCCCCUUUCCCUAUCGGCACCCUUUGCUCCAUUUGUCCUUGA